Molecule: messenger RNA, 576 nt
Organism: Pistacia vera
Lineage: Eukaryota; Viridiplantae; Streptophyta; Magnoliopsida; Sapindales; Anacardiaceae
Exons: 1
Coding region: 1-576 (191 amino acids)
Source: RefSeq, a predicted model, not a curated record
AUGAAAGGAAUGAGAUCCGCAGUCAAGUGGCCUGGUAAGCUCAAUCCCGAGGCAAGGAGAGACACAACCAAGUGGUGCGAAUUCCACAACGAUCACGGGCACAACACCGCAGACUGCAUCGCCUUGCGGCUCGAGGUUGCCACACUUCUGAAGAGGGGACAUCUCCGUGAUCUACUCACUGACAAGGGGAAGAACAUCAUUAGCCAGAAAAGCUCCAAACAACAGUCGCCCCCUCCGCGAGAACCCACACCGAAGGGUUUCUGCUCGCUAGUCUCUGGAGGAUCAGAAAUCAGUGGGGUAAGUUACCCGUCAGCAAAGCGGCAUGCUAGAACCAACCAUCAUGAAGUCCAGUCCAUCCACCCGGUCUCGAGGUCAUACUCCCAUCAGGUAAUUCAGUUCGAGGAUGACGAACCGGUCACCCUAGCUGCCCCUCACCACGACGCUUUAGUCCUCUCCCUGCAAAUAGCCAACAUCCUAGUGAAAAGAGUGUUCGUAGAUGGGGGUUCGUUAGCAAAUAUCCUAUUCCUCGAAGCAGUCAAAGCAAUGGGGCUGGAAGAAGCAAAUACCAACAGGUGA